This is a messenger RNA of Ornithodoros turicata, 2271 nucleotides long. RefSeq lists its product as uncharacterized. The record is from RefSeq and is a predicted model, not a curated record. Bases 1 to 2271 code for a protein of 756 amino acids. Gene Ontology annotation, molecular function: aspartic-type endopeptidase activity; nucleic acid binding; zinc ion binding. Gene Ontology annotation, biological process: proteolysis. The transcript has a single exon. NCBI's taxonomy places the organism in Eukaryota, Metazoa, Arthropoda, Arachnida, Ixodida, Argasidae.
AUGUCGAAGACUCACAAGUUCAGCUACGUCUUAAACUCCUUAACGGAACCCGCUGCAUCUGCAAUUGAAGGAUUACAGGUUUCAGAAGAAAACUAUGACCGUGCAGUACAAAUUCUUACCGAGCGAUUUGGACUCCCACAGCAUAUAGUGGACAGUCACAUGGAUUCUCUCAUCCAUAUAAAACCUGUAACGUCGACAAAUGACAAGGAAGGACUUCGAUAUCUACAUCAGACUGUUGAGGCCAACACUAGAGGGCUGGAGUCUUUGGGCAUAAAACUGGAAUCGUAUGCUACAAUGCUGCUACCCAUUCUUCUAAAAAGCAUUCCAAAGCAAGUCGCUGUUGAUUUCAAACUGAAAGAAGAAGAACGAAAAAGGAAUGGCCAGCAUAACCAGAACCAAGCGGAAGAGGUUACGUUGAUGAAGGAGAAUGUCGAGAAGCUUAAGAGACUACUUCAACGGCUGCAAGAGUUAGUAAAAUGUCAAGGAGACGACGAUAAAUGGCGGGCAGUGUUCAAACGGGAACAGCACACCUCGUACUCCGCAACGGGAAAACUACAGGGAAUAAAAGGAAAAUCAUAUGCUGCUUUUUCUACGACCGCAACAAGCAAAUGCAUAUUCUGUGGUCAAUCUAACCACAAAACAGAAGAGUGCCAGAAAUCGCUAACGUAUGAAGCCAAAAUGCUGAAACUCAAAGAAGAGCGACGCUGCUUCAAAUGCACAGGAGAAAGGCAUUCAGCAAAGCUUUGCAACAGCAGAAUUAAAUGUAGAAGAUGCAAAGGCGGGCACGCUACAAGCAUGUGCCGGAACAAGCGAACGCAAUCAUCAUUGGUGUCAGCGGACGAGUUGGAAAGUCAUCCAAGGCACGGUAGACCGCCUAACCCAGAACAGGGAUGCAUAGAAGAGGGAGCAGAACAGCGUUCGGCAGAGCAUACAUAUCAUGCAUCCGAAAGACGAGAUGCAAGAAACAGAAAAGGUGAACUUUCCAGGAGCGUGUUGCUUCAAACCGUUACAGCGCUAAUAGAGGGAAGGCGAGGCACGCAACCAGCAAGGACACUACUGGACACUGGAAGUCAAAGGUCCUUCAUUACAACGUCAUUGUCCAAGACACUAAGAUGUACAAUAUUGGGAACGGAGAAUCUGUUCAUCGGAUCUUUCGGAGGAGCAGUUUCAGAGAAAGAGAGGCGAGUCGUUGAGCUGAAGAUAAAGAAGCACAAGGGCACACAUGCACAGACGAUCAGAGCUCUCGAAGUAGAGAAGAUAGGAAGUAAUAUCUUGCCAAGAGUGGAUCCCAACAUGCAAGGUCUACCAGACGAAGUUAAGCGACAUUUGGGGGACGAAGAAACAGUACCAGACGAUCAAAUAGGCGUCGUGGUAGGAUCAGACCACUAUUGGGAACUUGUCACUGGAAAGACAUACAGGAUAAGCGAUUCAGUAACCGCGGUGGAGACAACUCUCGGUUGGGAGAUACAAGGGCCAGUUACUUUAAAAUGCCGAUGCACUAGGCAGGCCGCAGUCAGUGUGCUAAAAGUGUCGCUUGGAUGUGAAAUAGAAGACGAAUUAUUAGAAGCAUUUUGGAGAGAAGAGACGCAGGAACAUAGUUAUUUUACAACCGAAGAUGAUGAGAGACUAUUGGAGCUUUCCAGGAAUCUUCAAAAGGUCAACAAUCGAUAUGCAGUGAGGCUUACAUGGAAGCACGAGGUCAAUCUGGAGGAUAAUUAUCACUUGGCCCACAAACGACUAUUGCAGCUAACAAAGAGGCUCCAGGAGGACACAACCCUAUUCGAAAGGUAUGACAAAGCCAUCAGGGAAUAUUUGUCAUCGGGUGUAUCAGAGAAGGUCAAGGCAGGUCAAAGUAACGGUGAAUUCGUGUACUACAUGCCACACCAGGCUGUCAUUCGGGAAGACAGAACCACCACCAAGAUCAGGAUCGUCUUCGACGCUUCAUCUUCUGAGACACCCGGGACAUCUGUAAACGACUGUUUGGAUGCAGGGCCAAACCUUAGCCCCGAUAUAGUCUCGGUUCUUCUCAACUUCAGAACGCACAAAGUAGCACUUGUUGCAGACGUGAAACAAGCGUUCCUGCAGAUUCUCACACAAGAAGAAGACAGAGAUGCACUUCGUAUGCUGUGGUGGGGGCAUAUACCAUAUACUACGGAAAAUAACAAAUUGGAGACAUGGAGGAUGACAAGGGUAACCUUUGGAAUUGCCUCGAGCACGUUUCUACUAGCAGCGACGAUAAAAGCACACUUGCAGUCCGUGAAGGAUAAGUAA